UACUUAAAUGAAUCCAUGUAUUUCCCUCAUAGUUUAGAUUUCCGUGGUCGCGCAUAUCCAAUACCAGCACAUCUGAAUCAUUUAGGGGAUGAUUUGUGUCGCGGUUUACUGAUGUUCAAGGAUGCCAAACCUCUGGGAAAAGUUGGUUUAAAAUGGCUCAAAAUUCACUUGGCCAAUCUUGCUGGGCUUGACAAAGCUUCGUUCGAGGAAAGGAUAAAUUAUACGAAUGAACAUAUUGAGGAUAUCAUGGAUUCAGCGGAUAGACCAUUGACCGGAAAACUGUGGUGGCAACUAGCCGAGGACCCGUGGCAAUGCUUAUCCGCUUGCUUCGAGAUCACCGAAGCCAUCCGCUCCAAAAAUCCGGAGAAUUAUGAAUCGCGGAUUCCUGUGCACCAAGAUGGCACUUGUAACGGAUUGCAGCAUUAUGCAGCUCUCGGGGGUGACUUGAUAGGGGCAACGCAGGUUAACCUGGCUCCCUCCGAAUCUCCAUCAGACAUAUAUUCUGGUGUCGCGGAGCGGGUACAACAAGAGGUCGACAAGGAUGCCGAAAAGGGAAACGAAAAUGCUAUCCUUUUGAAAGGAAAGAUAAAUCGCAAAGUUGUGAAACAGACUGUGAUGACUAAUGUUUAUGGCGUAACUUUUAUUGGAGCCAGAUUACAAAUCGAGGCACGACUCAAAGAGAUCGAGGAAAUACCGGAAGAUAAAAUUCGUGAAUUAUCGGUGUACCUUACCACUCUUGUAUUUAGUUGCCUUGGGGAAAUGUUCAAUGGCGCACGAGCGAUACAAAACUGGUUGAACGACAGUGCCAAAUGGAUCUCAAGGAGUGUACCGCCGGAACUCGUGCUAAAGUCACCGGAAGAGAUUGAAGAAGACAAUAAAAAUGAAGGGAUACCAAAAAAUUUUAAAAAAUCAAUCGUCAAGAUUCCACCAAGCCAACCAGAACAUAAUCAGAUGACAGCAGUAGUUUGGACGACUCCACUGGAUUUACCCAUCGUUCAACCAUAUCGCAAAGUGCCCAGGAAGUCGAUAAAAACCGGACUUCAGAUUAUAAGCCUUACCGAUUCAGGAGUCCCUAGUCCGGUCAAUAGGGUUAAACAGCGAGCGGCGUUUCCUCCAAACUUUAUUCAUUCACUUGAUGCAACACAUAUGCUAAUGACUGCUCUUAUGUGCAAGGAAAAGGGAUUGACAUUUGCAUCAGUGCACGACAGCUAUUGGACUCAUGCGUGCGAUGUUGAAGUGAUGAACGAAGUGAUACGCGAACAAUUCAUCAAACUUCACGAGCAACCCAUCAUGGAAAAUCUUCGAAACGAAUUUCUGGAACGAUACAAGGGAUACAAAGUACCUGUUAAAGUUCAAAGGUCGGAAUUUGAGAAACUAAAAUUGAAGUCAGAAAUGAAAGAUAAUGCUGAGGUGGAAAUCGCUGAUAAUGGUUAUGAAGACACGCUCAGUCUGAGUGAGCUGUCUAAAAUAGUACCCAAGCCGCCGCCAAAGGACGACUCCUUGUAUGAAUUGGAUGGUACGGAAACGCAUUAUUUGGUGGAUAAUUUAGACUUUGACAAAAUACCCGAUGAAUAUCUUGCAGAUGAAUAUGAAUAUGAGGAAGAAAAAGGAUUCAAAAAAUCAAAGGCCAAACGUUCGAGAUACGUUUAUGUUUGGGCGGAUCUAGAUUUUCCAGAAUUACCAAAAAGAGGAGAAUUCGAUGUUUCGAGAGUUAAGGAAAGCAAAUACUUUUUCAACUGA
Molecule: messenger RNA, 1740 nt
Organism: Acaulospora colombiana
Lineage: Eukaryota; Fungi; Glomeromycota; Glomeromycetes; Diversisporales; Acaulosporaceae
Source: the annotation of a GenBank genome assembly